Heterotrigona itama is the source of this 3281-nucleotide messenger RNA. NCBI's taxonomy places the organism in Eukaryota, Metazoa, Arthropoda, Insecta, Hymenoptera, Apidae. The record is from the annotation of a GenBank genome assembly.
AUGAUGAGAAAUGGAAAACGGAACGAGUAUAGUUAAUUUAAGCAGAAACUACCAGUGAGUAUAUUCAUAUAUUAAAAAAAGAAUAUCGAUAGAAAUAGUAUUUUAGUUUGAAUAAUUUAUAUGAAUAAAUUCUUUUUAUUGCUUGAAAGUGGUCCUUCAUUGUAAUAGUUUUUAUCGAUGAUUCUUUGAUAGUAUGGUACAUAAUCAGAUUCAAUAUCUGUAAAAUGUCCUGCGUAAACUCGCAUUUUUGCCAUAACAUCGUUAGCAGCCAAGAAAAUAUAUACAUAAGUCCACAAAAUCCCAAUUCCUACUUUUUUAUCACCUAAUACAUGGAGAUUAAAAUGAAAUUUAAUCAUAUUGAUUCUAAAUGAGAUAACUUAUAAAUGUUCAGAUUGAUAUCGCUAUUGUCUCAUCAGUUGACAGUCAAUGAAGAUCACUAAAAACAUAGUUUUCAAUAGAUCUAAGGACAUUCUUAAAUACAUAUCUGUUGGCUGAAAGUUUUACAUAACAAACAAGGCCAAACAAUCUAAUAUAUCGAUGAGCGAGACACUUUUCUUCAUCUUUGCAUUAUAAAUACAUACAUUGUAAAUUGUAUAUUGUACAUGAUCAAAUUUUUAAGAAGUUUUGAUAAUUUUUUUCUUAGUUUUCGAGAUUUUUGACUGCAUAUUAUAGAAUUAUCGUUGAUAAAAUAAUAUCCUAAAAAUCAUAACGUAUUUACUCAUGUAUUCCUUUAUAUUUUGAAAAAAUUCUUAACUUAAAUAUAUUCUUUUUAAAUAUGUAGAAUUAAUCUUUCUAUAUUACUUAAAAACUUGUUGAUAAAUUCGAUAUGUUUGAGCUAUAUAUAAUAUAGAUGCAUAUGCAUAUAAUUGACAUCGAAACAAUGGUUUUGUAAAAAGGAUUUACUACAUUGUAUAUAGGUAUUAAAAUGAUAUAAUGAAUGCAUUUUAUUUUUAAUCACAGUUAAUCGAUUGUUUUAAUUAUGAUUAUAAUAUAUUAUAUAUAAUAGGUAUACUAAUAUAAUUACGUAAUAAUCAUUAUAUAUAAUUAUUACUAUAGUAAAGAAUAUACUUUUAUUGCAAAUUAUUCUUGUAAUUUUUACAAUAUACUAUAUCAAAGAAAUAGAAACGUAAUGUUUUCUAAUUCUAUUGUACAAAGCAAAAAAUUUAUGACAUAAGGCAAGAAUAAAUUAAUGUAAAAUACUUUCGAAUGUAGUGUAUUCUUAUCGUAGCUGCUCAACACAAUUACAUACUUGGACUUUACUCUUUUCGUUGUAUAAACAGUGCGUACUGUAGAUAGAUUCGUAAAGUAUCGUGCGAUAACCAUAGUAUACAUCUAUAUUCAUCCAUAGUAUAUAGUAUAUAUACACACAGCAUACUAAGUUUUUUCUAAUGCAUUAUAUUUAUUUUAAUUAUGAAUUUUAGUGUGUAUAAUUUUUAUUAUUGUAUAAAUUCAAUCAGAAAAGCAAUGAAAACUAAUAAAUUUAAGUUAAAAGAUAUGCAAAAAUAAUAAUGUUUGUUUUGUAGACUUAUUUUAAAUAAAUUAUUUAUAAUAAGUCUAUAAUACUCAUUUAUGUAAUGAAUACUCAUUACAAGAAAAUGACGUAUACCUUCAGUAUAUUCUAGUCAUUAUUUUUUGUAUUAUUUUUUGUGGAAUCUUCUUCCUACAUUAGAUACAUCAUCGGUUUCUCUUAAGUAUAAUCAUGUUGUGUCGUGCUGCAUAUCAAAUAUGAUAAUGAUUAUAUAUAUGUAUAUAUAAAAUCAUUACAUGUGUGUGUAUGCGUGCGCGCGCGCGUGUGUAUACCAUAUAUAAAUGCACUAUAUGAUUUUGCAUUUGUUAAAUUGUAUUGACAAAUUGUAUCACGUAAUACAAUGCAUCAUUGUGCACAUACAUUGUAUUAUGUACAUAUAUGUACAUGGAGUUCAUUGCAUGCAUACAUAUUUGCAUAAACAUGCGCAGAAUAACAGAAUUUUGUUUGUCAUUAAUAUAAUUUUAAGUACGCAAGAUGUAUAUGUAUAUAAGGGAUAAUCUCUCUAAGAAUCAGAUAUUUAUUAUUAAAUUCAAUAUUGUAUUUAUUAUUUUUAAAAUUUAAUAUUACAAAAUUUAUUAUUUUAAUACAUGAACAUUUUGAAAGAGUUUGCUAAUUGCUUAAACGAUAAAUACAUAUCUACGUAUACCAAGUGCGACAAAUGAUGCGGGCAGGAAGUGAUUCUUUAUGCAAUAUGAAAAAAUAAGAAAGAAAUAUAGAAAAAAGUGAGUAUCGGACAAGGAAAUUUUAUUAUAUAUUUUUUUCUUAUUUUUCCGUAAAGAAUCACCUUCUGAUCUUGACAUAUUAUUCGACGUUAUAUAAACAUUGAUAUAAACUAUUAAUUUAUCAUUAGCAAAGAAGUUAAUCACUUGUGUACAAUAUACAAUUUAUAGACUUAAGUUAAGAAUACGACAUAUACAUUAUGCAAAAUGAUUGUUUCGUCAUCACAGAUCAUAGAAAUCAGUAUAUUUUAUAACAUUAUUUUUAAUUAAUUUUUUUAAAGAAAGCUGGCUUACGUAUAACUGUGUAAGUAAUAUAAUUUUGUAAAUCAUAUUUUUUUCAAGGUAACACGGUGGAUGACUGGUUAUUUUCAUAUAGAUCUUCAACGAAUUAUUUUUCGUUCUUAAGUUUGAGACGUGUAAUAUGAUGACGUCAGAUGAAACGUGAUAUGCAAUUCUAAAUAUCAAAGUAUUAUUUUUUGACGUAUUACUUUUAAAAAAUGUGAGAUAAUUACAAAUAAUGAAGUUCAAUAUAUCAUUUUAGGAUGAUUCAUGAUUUAUCGAAGUGAUAUUCUUCGAUAAUAUAUAAUUGAUUUUUGUUUGUAGUUACACACUAAUGAAUAUAUUUUCUGUUGCCUGAAAUGAUCAUUAUAUAUUGCUAUUAUAACGAUUAAAGUAAUUAAAAAGCGAACGUCGAUUAUUUAUGUAAUUCGUUAAAAUGUUUUCAUUACCUUUUGGCAAAACUAAAAUCAAAGCAAUCAUUCAAUAAAAAAUUAAUUUAAAUUGUUAAUUUUAAUUUAAAAAAGCUAAUUAGAAAAGCUAAAAAGAAAUUAGAAAAAUAUAAAAGUCAUUCGAAAUAGGUUAAAUAAUCAUAGUGGUAUGUGUGUGUUGUGUAGUGUAUGCAUGAUGUAUAUGUAUACACACCAAAAAAACGAUUGCAGAAGCACAAUCAAAAAGAUAUACACGUGUACGAUCUCGACUUUGAUCACAUCACUCUUCAUUCUUCCUCGAUCUUUGUUGCAUCCUUAAAAAGAUAA